Messenger RNA from Monopterus albus (swamp eel), 4751 nucleotides. RefSeq names its product codanin 1 (gene cdan1). NCBI's taxonomy places the organism in Eukaryota, Metazoa, Chordata, Actinopteri, Synbranchiformes, Synbranchidae. Gene Ontology annotation, cellular component: nucleus. Gene Ontology annotation, biological process: chromatin organization. The transcript has 28 exons. The record is from RefSeq and is a predicted model, not a curated record. Bases 52 to 4089 code for a protein of 1345 amino acids.
UGGACCCGCCUCCCUCCCCUCAGUCCUUCAGCCGCGCAGCCACUGGACGGAAUGGCGGCUAUUUUGGAAUCUGUUCUGUUGAAGAAAGUCGAUAUUAACACGGUCUUGGACUGGCUGAAGAAUGUUGAGGAGGGUACUAAACUGUCAUUUAGUGACUCUAGUGUGACAGUCCACAAACAAGAGUUUGUCCCUUUUCUUUUAAACUUCCUGAGAGAGCAGAGUAGCCAAGCACUAACCCAUGGCCCUGCCACCCCGGCCAAGACCCCCAACCGUCCCAGGGCAGAUGCACGGGCACAAGUCUUCACUGACAGGAGAGGCUCCAGAUCUGUUGCAGGUGUAGAAGCUGGUUCUAGGAGUGCAAGCCGGGUUCAGCUGUUUUCUUUUGUCACACCUGAGUCACCUGGAACUGAGUGCAGUGCUGCUAGUCAGUCAGGGUCCCAGUGUUUGAGUGGGGUCAGCUCCUCCAGCAGCUCCUCCUAUACUCCAGCAUGGAGUCCUGCCUCCAGGCCCCAAGGCUCUGAGCGCCGACCUGGCCAGAGGAUCAGUCUGGGGGACUACAUGGUUUCUCCUCCAGACCUCCAGCACAGCCCCAACCUCCAGUCACAGAAGGGCCGCAGGAGGAGUGGUGGUGGCGGCAGCGGCUUUACAGUGGGAGGACAAGGGAGAUAUGGAGGAGGACGCGGAGGACAUCACAGUGAUGAAAGUGGACGGUGGGAGAGUGGGGGUAGGAGAUCAGGUAGAGGAGGAGGAGGAGGAGGGUAUAGUAGGAUAACUGAGCAUGUUUCACCUCCAUCUGUGGGGAAGCUCAACCUCAACAACUUGGAGGACUUUCCUCCUGUUGGGUCAUCACCAAUUUCACCUGUGGCAUCCAAACCAUCUAGAAGAAUAAACCCAACGCCUGUGAGUGCAGAGCGGCCACACUCCAAACCAAAGACCUGCUUCACCUCCACCCCGUUCCGUAAACCAUCUAGUCCUCCAUCAGGAGUAGAGGCGCUUGAAGGGCUGAUGACAUUGGGAAGUCCUCUGAGCCUGCAGGAAGAGAGGGAGUUACUUAAGAGGGAGAAGUCAAAGCGUGCCCAGCAGGUUAGCUGUCCUCUGCCCUCUUCUCUGGACCCAUGCACCCCUACUAAGGACUCAGGACUUAGGUCAGGAUCUAAAGUUACAGGAGACCUACAAACACCUUGCCCUGAACCAUCCAAAGUCACCUUCUCCUUGGAGCUGGAUCUCCUGGCAGAGUUGUACUGUACCUGCAUUUCAGAAAACCUAGUGCCAAAUAUUUUCCUGGAGCUUUUUUUUGUAAUGCAGUUGCUAACGUCUCGAUGCCCUCACACUCAUGAUGAUGAAGAACAGGAAAGUCUGUCUGCAGUAAAUUCAGUUGUUCUGGAGAGACGUUACCUAAGACAAGUACACAACUGUGUGUAUUUUGCAGUGAAAGUUCUGCGGAAUCAGUUUCAGUUGGUAUCUCAUUUGGACAAGUGUACAUUGCGGCUGUUGGCAGAGAACGAAAGGGUGUCGUCUUUCUGUCCGGAUCUCAGGGACCGUCUCACUCAAGCCCAGGACAGAAGCAUAGCCAAGCUUUCUCCUUCAGUGUCCACUUUCAUCCACUCAGUCCCAUUUCAGCCUGCUACUGACAACAGGUCCAACUUCGGUAGUGACAAGGCCUUCCACACCUUUAAAAAACAGAGGGAUAUUUUUUAUGAGUUGCUGCGAGAAUGGGAGGAUUUUCACAAGGAACCAGGGUGGAACUUUGACACUGCUCUUGGGAGUAGAAUAAGAGGAAUGAUGAGUCAGCUGACCUCUGCAGGAAGUCAUUCUCAUUUUGCUCGUUUGUUCCUGAAACAGCUUAUUCAGAUGUGUAAAGGCCCCAGUGUGAACAGCUCUCCUGGAGACACCCCUGAUGCUGACCUGCUAGGUAUCCUCGGAGCUGACAGCCUGGGGCGCCUGAAGCGCCUUGAGGAGCGUCUCAUUCAGCCUCAUGGAGUCGCUGGGCCCUGCCCUCCUCCAUCCUUUCCCGGUCACCAGGAAUUCUUCAGGGACUUCCUGCAGACAGCGAGUUGCUGCCAGCUGAACCAGCACCUGCAGGACAGCCUGUGUCAGCAGCUCCUCCAGCUGGAUGAGGUGUCCAUCCUGAGCCCUGCUGCUUCCAUCAGGGAGGGAGAGGAGGAGGGAGAUGGGGACAUGGAGCAGCAGGAUGAGAAGCAGCGGUUCGCCUCAGUGUUGCUUCUGGCUCGUCUUCUGGCUAAGUUUCUGGGGUUCAUUUCUUUUCUGCCUUACCAAACAUCGGCGAGACCAUCCAGAGAGAUACAGGAGGCUGCUGUAACACUGCGCAGCAAGAGUGUUCCUGUGCUGGAUGUGUGUGCUGUGCUGAGUAACAGUAUGCGGAGGAGGCGCAUCAUCCUGACUGUGCCCUGGCUGGUGGAGUUCCUUUCCAUGUUGGACUUUAUUGGCCCCAUGCUACUCUGCUAUAGGACUGUGUUGGGCAUGCUGCUUCUCCUCUACAGGAGAAUGCUCCUGGGUAGAUGUGGAGAAAUGUGUUACCUGAACAAGCUAUUAAUGGUGUCUGUGCUGGGCUGGCUGUUCCAGAUUCCUGUGAUUCCUGAGGACAUUUUCUUCACCAGCGAGUUCACCGAGGUGGCUAAGCUGGAGGACAGCAACACAAGUGGUGCAGGACUUGACUGCAUUCCACUAGUGGAUCAGCAGCUUCUCUAUACAUGUUGUCCAUUUCUUGCUGAAUUUCGAAAGCUCCUAGCUGCCUUUGUGUCUGGAAGCACGGCCAAGAGUGGAGGAUUUAUUCGCAAGAUCACUCCCACUUCAGCUGAGCCCAGGGAUACACCAACUGCCAACAGGCUGCAGCAGAAACUACAGGUGGACCUCGAGCAGGCCUUCUUUCACAACCAGCCUCCAUCGUUGCGCCGCACUGUGGAGUUUGUAGCUGAGCGGGUUGGAUCCAAUGCCGUCAAGCAUAUGAAGGCUACAUUAGUCAGUGAGUUGGUGGAGAGGGGAGAGAAGAUGCUGAGAGAAGGACUGGGGUUGCCAAACUCCAAUCCUUCAAAACUGAAUGACUCCAUCUGUGCUCAGCUGUGUGAUGCAGGAUUGGAGGCCCUGGCAAGAGCCACCAGAUUUUGCUGCGAGAAAAGUCCUGAAGCCAUACGAAUUCUGCUCCCUGCUGAGACCUCCCCUGCUGUCCUGAACACAUCUGAAAACAUCACCAAACGUCUUGCGACAGAAAAAGCCUGCAGCUGGCUCUCUGCCAACAUUACAGCGCUCAUAAGGCGAGAGUGGAAGAGCCGGUAUGAUCGUGUGAUGAAGGCUCUGGGAAGCCCAACGCCUCCAGACUUUGGCGAAGUUGAGCUGGUCAUCCAGGAGCAGUCGACUACUCCCAGGAGAAAACAAGGAAGUGAGAAAGUGACAUCCUGCCCUCCACUUUGCAACCACAGCGCUUCACUGCCCUCAGACAUCCUCAUUGAGAUCAAGGAGCUGCUGAGCAUUGCAGUGGGUCCCAGGACUGAGGAGGAGUUGCCAUCUGGCUCUCAGCUCAAAACACUGCUACAGAGAGUGGGAGACACAUUGACCUGCAGAAAGUUUUCAACUGUGUUGUCAGAGCAGAUGCUGCUGAACUUGACUGUCCUACUAGCCUGUAAACUGGUGUCUGCAGAAUUACCGGUGCUGUCUGUGUCAGGGUGCAGCAGAGGUGGUGAGGCUGUUGUGGGUCCUGGUUCAGGGUCAGAGCCUCCUGUUAGGGCGCUGCUGGAGCAGCUUUCUGAGCUGUGGGAGAGAGACUGCUGCUCCUCCGCCCCAGUCCACCUGCUCCUCAGUCCACUUACUGUCACUGCUGUGCUGAAGGGCAGUGACACGGAGUGGAACAACUACCUGUUCCUUGUUAGAAAGCUGGUUGACAGAGGAAUCUUGGGUGAGGACGAGGUCCUAUCUCAUUGGAAGAAGCUAAAAAACUUGGCGUUGCCAGCGGAGCUGAUAGAGAAAUUUCAGCUGCAGUCACAGAGCAUGAAAUCCUCCUCCCCUUUGGCUGAAUUAACAAGUCACUUGGACAUGCUGCAGAUCUCACAUCAGACAGUAGAGGGCACAACAUGACAGCGAUAAUACUGCCCAAAUAAUCCCAGAGCAUCUGUUGAAUGAUCAGCUCUGUCAGUGUGUCAUUCAAAGGGUUGACAGCUCUCCGUCACUUCCCGUUGUUGCCAGUUUUUCCAGUUGCACAUUCUGCACAGGCCAUCAGAGAGAUUCCACAGUCAUCCUCUGCACAGUUCUGCACCUGUUAAGUGCCAGCAGCCUUCUGUGUCCCUUGUAGUCCAUCUUCUCUUUUUCUAAUGUGGCUAUGAAGCCAACCAGAAAGCCCCACCAGUCAGGUGCAGGUAGCUAGGAGUCAUGCCAGUAGCUUUGUUUUUAUAUAAAGACAUUGCCUCAUUAAAAUGUACAAAAAAAAAAUACUUGUACAUGAAAUUGCACCAGACAAACCACAGUCAUAGAUGCUGCUUUAGUCCAGUUCUAAAAAAUGACUGAAAGUGAAGUUUUUCUUAGUUUUAGACCCACCAGAGAAAAUAAAUAUUUAUUACAGUAUAGCACUUUAAAACACUGCCUUUGACCGCCACUACUAGUGAAACGCAUGUUUUGUGAUGAAUGCAACACCGCAUUUGUGUUUGUGGUUUGUUCAUGUUGAACAAGUGCUGUAUUCACUGCUGCUUUUAAAUUGAUUUAUUUUUAUGUAACCGCAAAAUUAAAAAUAUAAUAAAGAUGUA